CUCGAAUCCAUGGGGGUUGGCAGAAACUAGGGCUGGAAAGAUCCGUCGCUGCCUGUCGCCAGAUUAUAUUCGAACGGGAACUCUAGACAUUCCCCUCCUCGCGGGUCGAAAGGAGUUCGUUAGGCGGCCAAUAUCUUCGUAUUACAACAUGCUCUUCCUCGCCACCCUUACCCUCUUUAUGCGGCAGGUGGACGCCAUACCGGUGUCUACCAUCGUCACGGAGGGUAUUUCCAGGCGCUUCGAGUAUCAGCCCAAUCCGACACCCACCCCCCCUGCUGUUGCUUUGAGAAGAGUUAAAGAUGGGAUAGUCAGCAGAGGCAAAUGCGCAGGCUGGGAUGAGAACCCUACUGGGCCCUCGCCUUGCGAGAUCGGAUCCAAACGUGACCCAAAUCGGAUCGAACCCGUUGCUCUGUGCGUGGCUCUCGACGAACCGGUGGAUAUUGUCCACACAGCGAGUUUAGACCACAGCUCACGCCGUCUCGGUCAGGGCGAUACUGCGAGGUUGCAGACAAGGCGCUGGCCGUCGCCAUCAGAAUUGCCCUAUGGCUUAACGACCAGCUAUACUAGACCACCAACGAAGGAGACACACACGACAGUUAUCUCGUACAGGCACAGCGAACCCGAUCGAAGUAACGACACAACGCUUGGCAGGGACGCAACGGCGUCGAGUCUUCCUUUAGCGAAAACAAUAUACCACAGGAACGCGGUCGGAUCACGCGGAGCCGCUAGCCAGUCCGGCAGCGAAGCCGGCGACGGCUGGUCGGGGGCGGAUAUUGUCGUGGUCGUGUGCUCGAUUGUGAUCGGACUACCGGCGACGGUCGCUGGCAUCGUCGCCGCCUACAUAGCUGUCAAGCAGUGGCGUAAAGAGGAGAGUUCCUUCCGCGUAGCCAAGUUGCUGCCUCGCUUCUCGUGGAGGAAACGGGAAUCUGCCUCCACGAAGCCGUCGCCGUGGUUCCGGAGUCAUAAAAAAGAAGAGCGGAGAUGUCUCCCGUGGCGGUAACGGCAUGGCUACAUGAGAACAGACAUAUAUAGAUGAACGGGAUAACGGAACAAGACCGCCUAAAAAUGCGAAGGUUCAAAAUUUUCAAGAAGAUCUGGGGAGAUACGAGUCUAUAACCUAGUAUCAUUGGUCGGUAUAUCAGCAUAGUGGCUGAAAGGUAUCUGAUAGUGAAGCUAGUUAUACCAUCCCCAAACCCCUGCGGUCUCUCAACUAAAGGUGGAUGACACAUAUUAUGACCCCAGAGUGGGAGUUGUAGCACCAUUCGCAACCACUAGUGCAAGCAAGGGAGGGGAUAAGAAGAAUAUGGAUAAAAAUAGGGUAUGACAACGCCUGCCGCCUCAUCGCCUCGG
Durotheca rogersii is the source of this 1350-nucleotide messenger RNA. RefSeq lists its product as uncharacterized. The record is from RefSeq and is a predicted model, not a curated record. The coding region runs from base 149 to 1000 and encodes 283 amino acids. The transcript is spliced from 3 exons. Lineage: Eukaryota; Fungi; Ascomycota; Sordariomycetes; Xylariales; Xylariaceae.